Molecule: messenger RNA, 423 nt
Organism: Trichoderma harzianum CBS 226.95
Lineage: Eukaryota; Fungi; Ascomycota; Sordariomycetes; Hypocreales; Hypocreaceae
Exons: 2
Coding region: 1-423 (140 amino acids)
Source: RefSeq, a predicted model, not a curated record
AUGUUCCAACCUACCGCUGUUCUGCUCGCGGCUGUUGCCCUUUUCAUUCCCAGCGCUUUAGCUGGCGAGGGAGUGCAUCUUGCCAACUGUGGCCCCAAUGUCGGCUCGCCAGAAACCAGUGUCAUCGUCUACUACCCAGAUGACUCUCAGUCCAACACCGAGCCACUUUCACAGAAUAUUGCCUUUGCCACCAACCCUGAGCGCGUGGUGACCUGGGAGGGAAACUCUUAUACUGCCAGCUUCGCAACUGGAAACACCUUUACAACUCAUAUCGGAGCUGGAAGCUUCAGCUUUGGCCAGUAUGCGGGAAGUGGAAACAACCAGCAGAGGUCGUUUGCUUGCUUCAGAGACAACAACAGGCAGCUUUGGCGAGCAUCAGAUGCUUACGCUUGCUUCAGUAUCUACUACUGCCUCGACGCAUAA